AUGGCCGUUACUGUUGCUGGAAGAACUUUGCCCUCAUUCAGAGCAUUCGAUCCAUCACCUCGUGCUGGCGGAUACAUCGAUCAACGUUUCCUAACGGGGAUAAAUCCUCAGGAGCUAUUCUUCCACACCAUGGCCGGAAGAGAGGGUCUGAUUGAUACUGCUGUUAAAACUUCUCGCUCGGGAUAUUUACAAAGAUGUUUGAUAAAGCACUUGGAGGGCUUGAGGAUCCAUUAUGACGGGACUGUCAGAGAUCACGAUGGCUCGGUCGUGCAGGUGCCGUUUUUGUAA
Molecule: messenger RNA, 288 nt
Organism: Cooperia oncophora
Lineage: Eukaryota; Metazoa; Nematoda; Chromadorea; Rhabditida; Trichostrongylidae
Source: the annotation of a GenBank genome assembly